AUGGCCAGUACGGUUCCGGACCUCGAGUCGAUAGGCAUGAAAGCAGAGCAUGAGCUUGCCGACCAAUUCCGUCGCGAAGUCGCACACCUCCUCGGCCGCAACUCGCUCAGCUUCCCCGGCGCGCAACCCGUGAGCUUCUCGUCACAACAUUUGACUGAGUUGCAGAGGAGGGACUAUUAUGUUUGCGAAAAAACAGACGGUAUACGAUGUCUUAUGUACUUUGCGCGUGGGGAUCCUGACUCCGAGACGCCGGAAAUACACUACCUGAUCGAUCGCAAGAACGAUUAUCGAUACGUUCGGGGCCUACAUUUUCCCCUGCCGGGCGAUGAUACUUUUCAGAAGUUUCAUGUGGAUACAUUGAUUGAUGGGGAGCUGGUGAAUGAUGUAUAUGAGGAUGGGACGGAGCAGCUUAAAUUUUACGUCUUCGACUGCCUGGUGUUGGAUGGGAUGAGCCUGAUGCAUCGCACGCUCGAUAAGAGGCUGGCUUAUUUUAAGGAGAAAGUCUUAAGGCCAUAUAAUGCGAUGUACAAGAAGUUUCCAGAAGAGAAGCAGCACCGGGCAUUCGCCGUUGAGGACAAGUCUACCCAAUUCAGUUAUGGCAUAGAAAUGAUGUUUCGAGAUAUUAUUCCCAAGGUCAAGAAGAUCCACGGAAAUGAUGGACUUAUUUUCACCUGCCGAAGUACCCCAUAUAAAAUAGGCACGGAUGAACAUAUACUAAAGUGGAAACCCCCAGAGGAAAACAGCAUUGACUUUCGCAUGAGAUUGGAAUUUCCGAUGGUGGACCCAGAUUCCGAAGAUGAAGCAGAUGGCUUGACGGAGACCUUCCCUGAUUAUGAUUCCAUUCCAACCUGCCAUCUAUUCGUGCUAUACAGACAAAACGAUUAUCGACAUUUUGGCACCAUGCACCUUGAAGAAUCAGAAUGGGAAGACCUGAAAGGUCUAGGGAAACCACUCGACGAUACAAUUGUUGAAUGCUAUCCUGAUGAGCCUGGCCGCUGGCGCUUCUUACGGUUCCGUGACGAUAAGAACGAUGCAAAUCACAUCUCAACUGUCGAGAAGGUAAUGGAGAGUAUCCAGGAUCGCGUGACAGAAGAAGACCUCAUUGCAGCUGCACCAGCUAUCAAAACUGCUUGGAAAAAGAGACAGGCUGAAGAAGAAGCAGCUAGAAAAAGGCCGAACGGAACAUCUCAGCCUAGCGCUAAUGGCUUGAAAAGAAAACUUGAGGAGUGA
Messenger RNA from Ophidiomyces ophidiicola, 1230 nucleotides. RefSeq names its product Dcp1p-Dcp2p decapping enzyme complex alpha subunit (gene CEG1). The transcript has a single exon. Gene Ontology annotation, molecular function: mRNA guanylyltransferase activity; ATP binding. Gene Ontology annotation, biological process: 7-methylguanosine mRNA capping. Lineage: Eukaryota; Fungi; Ascomycota; Eurotiomycetes; Onygenales; Onygenaceae. Gene Ontology annotation, cellular component: mRNA capping enzyme complex. The coding region runs from base 1 to 1230 and encodes 409 amino acids. The record is from RefSeq and is a predicted model, not a curated record.